CCCGGCGGCCGCGCCGCCUCCGUGAGGCUGAAGAGGGAUGGGGGGGCCCGGGCUGCUUCUCCCGGGGCUCCGCACGGCUCCGGGCGGCGGGGCGGGCUGCGGACGGGCGGCGUGAAGCGGCUGGAGCGGCCCCGCGUGCCCCGGCCCCGAGCGGGGAAUGAGAGGCGGCCCCGCGGGGCUGCCCGCCGGGACGCACCAUGCGGGAGCUGGCGAUCGAGAUCGGCAUUCGUGCCCUGCUCUUCGGGGUCUUCGUUUUUACAGAAUUUUUGGAUCCAUUCCAACGAGUUAUCCAGCCAGAAGAGAUCUGGCUGUAUAAAAAUCCUUUGGUGCAAUCAGACAACAUACCUACACGUCUUAUGUUUGCAAUUUCCUUCCUCACGCCACUGGCAGUCAUUUUUGUGGUCAAAAUAAUCCGGCGAACAGACAAGACUGAAAUCAAAGAGGCUUUCUUAGUUGCGUUUUCAGGCCUUGGCUUUACCACCUUCUACUUAGCUGGAAAGUUACAUUGCUUCACGGAAAAUGGCCGGGGGAAGAGCUGGCGGCUUUGUGCAGCGAUUCUCCCACUCUACUGUGCCAUGAUGAUUGCCCUGUCACGUAUGUGUGAUUACAAGCAUCACUGGCAAGAUGCUUUUGUUGGAGGGAUCAUUGGCCUCAUUUUUGCUUAUAUUUGCUACAGACAACACUACCCUCCUUUGGGUAAUACAGCGUGUCAUAAAUCUUAUGUCAGCCUGCUAGAUCAGAACUCUGUGAAGAAGGAAGAGAGACCUACAGCAGAUAAUGCUACUGGCCUGCCUCUAGAGGGAAUAACUGAAGGUCCUGUAUGACUUUAAGAAAUGUGCAGAAUGAACUUUUAGCCUUCUCACAUUUCCUCCAAACUGGUCUCUUAACACAGUGUCUCUUACUGUACGUUGUUUUUCUUUUGUUUCUUUCCUUUUUAUAAAGAGAAAAUAAAUAUUUUGGUUUUAAUGGCAUAAUAGCAUCAUACUUCUACAGUUAAAUUUUCAGUUCAUAUUGACUUGCUGAAUUAUCUGUUUUCAGUCUCCUGCGAACAGAUAAGCUACUUGAGGGAAGGGGAAAGAACAGGAAUAAAAACAAUCUUAUGUGGAGAAAUGGCUAAGAAAGUAAUUUUAAGAUGUGUUUGAAGGCAGGGUAGAUCUGGAAACAGAUUUUCUAAAGUACUGAGUAUCUCCUAGCAAGUUCUGGUCAUUUUCAGCACUCAUUGAUUUUGAUGGGUGAUGAAUACACAAAGCACUUUUCACCAGAUGCUCAGCAUCUGUUGUGUCUAGACAUUUCUCUAUAUAACUUAGUAAGUUAGGGCAUCAUCUUUAUGUUUAGCUUGUUGCCUUCUAACAUUAAAAAAAUCUCCACAUGCUGGUAGAACUUUGUAUUAAUUGUCAAGUUUUGACAAUUAAUUCUAGUUACUACUAGAGCUACUAAUGAUCAAGCAGCCAAAAGGUGUGAAUGGGUAAGUGUUUGUAAGAGCCAAGCUUCAUGCAUUAGUGGUUCCACAGGAUGAUUAUAACAGUCAGGAAAUUCCACCCUGUUAAAAUUAUUAUAUAGCUUACAGAAACAUAUGUUCAUAGGAAGGAUUAGAAACUUGGUGUUUAAAUAAAAUCUGCAUUUUUUUGAGGGCAAUCACGGUGAUUACUGCCAAAACAAAAUGAAAUAACACUCAUGACAUUCAACAAGCUGAAGUCUUUGAAAUAAGUUUUCAAAAAGCCUAAAACUGUGAAGAUAAAUAAUCACAAUGUUUUCUGUGAAUCUCGGUGUGCCACGUUCAUUCUUGUGCAGUGACCCACUGCAGCACUGGCUGCCUAAAGAAAUGCAAAGAUUCUCAUUUGUGACUUUGGGCACACAACCACGAAUGCUUGUGGUGGUCUCCAGCACUGUAACAUAUCCAUAGGAAUGCUUGAGACAGUUUACCACUAGACCCAUUCCACAUUUUCAGCUCAUCAUGUUCUUGAGCAUGGUGUUUGCGAGGGUUGGCUUGGUACCUGGAUUGAAAUUCACCAGAAUCAGAACACUGUUGGUAUGGAGAAGAUUACAAAGUGUAUGAUUUUAGUUAACUUAUUAUGGGUAGGUCCCUGUUUUAUUAUGUCUGCACUGUGCAGUAUGCAUCCCAUUCCUGUGAAAUGAUGUACCUUUGGGUGGCAGAAUGUCAGAUUCCAGAUUUUUUUUUUUCCCUUAGGUAUCCUGUGAAAAUGCAGGCAAAUGUUCCAGACCACAUCUUGGCAGUUGAACAUUUCUUAUCUGGAGCUGCUGGUUAAAGCAAUCAAGAUAGCGCUGAUCAACGACCAUUAUUACGGUGCUUUAGACUGGAGGAUACUGCUGCCAUAAUUAUAGUUUCUGUGUUACUGUUGGAAUAUGUAUUAUUGGCCUCGUAGGCAUUUUGUGAUUCAAACGGCUCAAUGUCUUCAUGUAAAGCUUGUCACUUACUUUUCUCAAAGGUAAGCUUCGUAGAAUUUUCUGAGAAGAGCUACUUCCUCAUUGGCAACACUUGAACUUUUAUAGAAAAGCAAGUAAAUUAGAAGCCCUUUAAAAUAAAUGUAGUAAUUGUGUACAAGAGGAUGCAACUUGACUAUGUAUAAACUUACAUGAUAUUUGGAAAUAACUAUAAAUAGGAAAUGACAUUAAGGAGCAGAAUGUAAAAGGCAUGAACCCAGGAGGGUUCUGCAGAAAUUAAGCCUGAUUUACUUGUAAAACUGAUACCAGUUUGAGCGCAUCAGUUAGAGACAGGGUUUUUUUUCUGACAGUUACAGUAUUCUGAGCUCUAGAAUAGAGACAGUUCCCAAAUGUAACUGGGGUUGCUGAUGUAUAUAUGCUGGUUCACAAAACUAGCAUCAGCAAAGCAAAAUUGUUCCAGCAUUGCAUUUGCACUGGAUUUGACAAAGCACUCCUCUAGUGUAAUCAAGGUCUUAUUCUAGAAAUCCACACAAUUUAGUGGAGGUUUAAUCUUUCUAUAAAGUUUUUAAACCAUCCUACAGAAUUCUGUAACAGGGAUAUCAUUUUGUAUCUUUCAUAGGGGAGGAUUAACGAAAGCCCUACAGUAAGGGUAUCAUGUCUUUACAUUAUACAGGGCUUAGCCAUUAGCUUUUUCUUUCAGCAGGAACCCUAGUCUUCCAGGUUAUAUGCAAAUGUUAAAAGAAAAUAAGACUUAAAUGAAAAUUAGAAGUUUAAUACUGAUGCAUAGAGCAUUUUGCAUGUUUUUAUAUAGAUCUGGCUUAUUCUUAAAAAUGAGUGGGGCCUCCUAAAUGUGCUGUACACAUUCCUAGUAUUUUAAUGGCUUUUGAUACAAACGAGCUAUCUUUGGCAUGAGGAAAUCUUAUACAGCCCUCAAAUGAGUAGUGGCUGUUUAAAGAUUGGAAUAUGAAGUGUAACGCAGCGUAAAUACUUACAUUGCAAGAGUAAUUGGUGAACUUUGCCAAGCAGUAAAGAAUAACCUAUUUUAAUGGGAAUAAUUAAAUUGAAAGUCAUCAAAUAGACAAUGUAAAAGCUUUGAUUAGAAUGUAAUUAGAAUUACGAAAGACUUAAUGAAAUGAAACUUGUGGAGGGAUCUGUGGGCACUGUAAUUACCAGUGCAGAGUCAGCGUAUGGAAGGCAUUUUUGUGGAUCAGUGUAUUUUAAUCUCAUGCUUUCUCAGUGUGAAGGAAAUGUAACGUCGUAACACACCAAUAAAACAACACAUGAAUGUGGGUUUAUA
Molecule: messenger RNA, 3700 nt
Organism: Pezoporus flaviventris
Lineage: Eukaryota; Metazoa; Chordata; Aves; Psittaciformes; Psittacidae
Gene: PLPP4
Product: phospholipid phosphatase 4
Exons: 5
Coding region: 198-824 (208 amino acids)
Biological process (GO): phospholipid metabolic process
Molecular function (GO): phosphatidate phosphatase activity
Source: RefSeq, a predicted model, not a curated record